AUCCAACAUGGUGGCAUAGCCAACAAUAUCUAACAUCGCCCUAUCGUCAGGUGUAAAAUGCAUCGCCAGCAAAGGGAUCGCCACUAACGUUAACGUUACUGGUCUAAUGCCGUUACAGUUACUAUACAUGUGAUAAAGAGCAACUAACAGUGUGCCAGACGUUGCAUAACACCUCAGUAACGGGCAUCUCCCAAGAUAUUGAAUAUCCACACCCACUCCUACACAUUUCCCCACGUUAACUCUGGUGUUUUUAUCGAGGUUAUCAGAAGGAUCAUGAUUUCCUACAUGUCUGUGCGCUCCAACCAGGUAUUACAGAAAACAAAUCUGGCUGUGUGGAGAGCAUGGAGGUCAUUGAAGUUAAGCGUGCACUGUUCUACAGUUUGUGUAUCUUCUGGUCCCGGUCCCCUGGACAGAUCUGAAGAACUGUCUCCUGUUUCAGUCGAAAAGCCUCCUCAUAUGCCUGUCAUGUUGAAAGAGGUGCUUCAUUACUUAGACAUCCAACUAGGUCAGGUGGUCCUGGACAUGACAUUUGGAGGUGGUGGUCAUACCAAAGCAAUACUGAAUACGGUUCCUGAAGUCACAGUCCUGGCCUUAGACCGAGAUCCUACAGCAAUUUUACUGGCUGAGCAGUUAGCCAAGGAACACUCUGGUCGUGUGAAACCAUUGCUUGGCCGAUUCAGCGAGCUUGAAACCCUCCUGUCUAACAUGAACAUCAAGCCAGGCAGCGUUGAUGCUGUCCUGUUGGAUGCUGGCUGCUCCUCCAUGCAGAUGGAUGAGGCAGAGCGAGGCUUCUCCAUCAGCAAGGAUGGGCCCUUGGAUAUGAGAAUGGAUGGAGAGAGGUACCCCGACAUGCCCUGCGCCGCUGACGUUGUGAAUACCUUAGAUCAACAGGCUCUUGCAUCCAUCCUCACUGCAUAUGGGGAAGAAAGACACUCCAGGAAAAUAGCUUCAGCCAUUGUGGAGGCACGCCGUGUCAACCCCCUCACCCGGACACAGCAGCUGGCCAGCGUGGUUGCAGGAUCGCUUCCUGCUGCUGUCGCCUAUGCACGUAAAGACAGACUACACCGACCUGCACAUGUGGCCACUAAGACCUUCCAAGCUCUGCGUAUCUUUGUGAAUGAUGAGCUGAACGAACUACAUGCAGGCCUGCGUGCUGCCCAAGAAGUACUGAGACCCGGAGGACGUCUCUGCGUGCUCACCUUUCAUUCGCUAGAAGACAGACUGGUCAAACGUUUCCUCCAGGGAGAGGACUUGUCUAAUCUAGAUCAGUAUCACUUCAGCCCAAGGAAGCAAGGCAUCUGGAAGGAAAAACAAGCCAGCAAAAGUGUUUAUUGGCUUCCUCUGCGAAGAAAAGUUAUCACCCCAGAAAAGGACGAUGUAAAAGAGAAUCCUCGAGGACGCUCCGCUAAAUUGAGGGCAGCACUCAGACGUUAAUCAUGAGAGAACAAAAAUCCUUCCUCUUUCAGUCAAAAUGUGUGAGGUUUUUUACAUCCGGAGUAACUUUUUUUAGAGUAAACGCAAGCAAAGGGUGUAGACGCAGUUACAUAAUAAGUCUCCACUGUACUGCUGUGGAUGUUUUUUUGUUGUUGUUUCUUGACUGUAAAGCUAAAUAUUUUUUGGACUUGGAUGCUCAAAAACUGUUUCUAAACGUAAAUCCACCACAGCAGAGACCCAGGUAGCCUGGUAGCAGUACCUCUGGCUCCGUUGUGUGUUCCAGUGAACACAAUUACCUGUGUUUGCUGGUGGGAAGCCAGUGAGGGUUGUCGUCCGUGACGCUGCAUUAUUGACUCCUACUAGUUGGUUAGAGCACUGCACAGUAAUGGAUGAAUUCUGGGAAAGAAUAAAACUCCCACACAAUAUGCACACGGGUUGGAGCUCAGAUUUAUAAAAAUUUUUUAUAGCCAGGUUAAAAACAAUAACUGGCGACACCAUGUGUCACAAAUGUAGCACACGUCUGCACAUCUACCCAGGACAAAAUUGAAAGUUAGCAGUGACAAAAACUGCGGCAAAAACAAGACUUUUGAAAUUGAGAUAAAACUGGCAAUAGAAACAAAAAAGUUAAAUACAUAACAAAAUAAUCUAAAUUUAAACGUCCACUCAAUCAUUUUCACAGCUUUUACUUGCAUCUCAGUAAAUUGCGCUGGUUCAGGUGUCUGGGACCGGUGUGUGGAACCUUUGUCAUAUAAUAUAGCAUUUUACAACACUCGGGUCACCCGAUGGCUGGCCAUAACCUUUAUCUCUAACUGAAUCAGUGCCAUUUCCAAAUGCGUUUGAGAGCUCUGUAGUGGACUUUUGAUCAAAGAUUAUUUUGCUAUAUAAACUAUUCGCAAAAGUAAAUAAUGUUCUUCCAUUCUUGAAAAACACCACAGCUGAACUGAAGACACAGAACAACUUAGGAGAAGCUGCUUAUGUUUACAGGUAAAUAUGAUGUAUUAACAAUUUUUAAUUGUUAAUAUAUAAAUAUAAAAUACAGUUGUAUCUUAUAUCUUCUUCCAGAAGAAAAACUUAUUAUUGUUAUAUUAAGAGGUUGCCACUUAUCAACCCCAAUCUUGCUGGGCAGCAGUAUGUGUUACUCUCAUCUUGCCUUAGUACUGAGAAAACUGUCCAAACUCAAGUCACUCACAAAGUAUAUGAAUGUGUUAGGCUGGGUUUUCAAACUCGAAUGCUGUACUCCGACUCAGAGACUCAGAGUUGGGGAAUCGAAACUGGGUUUUGUUAACAGUAUGCUGGAUGUGACAGGCUGGGUCCAGAGAGUGUGGGGUCCAGGGGUAGCACUGGGCUUGGAAUCCGGGCAGUCCGAGGGGCAUGGGCCCACAGUCCCGGGUAUGCGUGAGCAGGAGUGGAGAAGUGGCAGGAGACGGGCCAGGCGGGGAGAUCUGCAGCACAAAAGAACAGGGUUAGCAGGGAACAGGCACAAGAACUAGUCUUAGGUUUGAACAGCUUGAAUGUGACUGACUAGUAACGUGAGUCUACGAUCUGGCGCUGCCUGGAGGCAAGGACCUGGUAGGCUGAUGGCUGGCGGCUGGUAGCUGGUAACAGGCUCCUGCGAACCUGACUCCACUCCUGCAAAAAAGGGACACACAAACACACACACCCCCACCCACCCCCUACCCGGGAACAAGGGGCCUGACAGAAAGCUGGUUAAAGUGUGAAGUGUUUAAUGAAAAUAUUAUUGUGGUAAAUACGUUUUAUACCUAAAUAAAAGUAUGUGACCUUUG
Molecule: messenger RNA, 3218 nt
Organism: Micropterus salmoides (largemouth bass)
Lineage: Eukaryota; Metazoa; Chordata; Actinopteri; Centrarchiformes; Centrarchidae
Gene: mettl15
Product: methyltransferase like 15
Exons: 6
Coding region: 274-1434 (386 amino acids)
Biological process (GO): rRNA base methylation
Molecular function (GO): rRNA (cytosine-N4-)-methyltransferase activity
Source: RefSeq, a predicted model, not a curated record